CUGCGGCGAAACCGUAAACAGCCUGACGUCACCGUGUAGGUGAACCAGGAAGUCAGGUGUUUGUUCGUCGUCCGCUCGCUCUUUUUCUCCUCUCAGGUACAGAAGGAGGCGCGCGACGUGUCCAAACAUGGGUGUGGAAUGCGAGCGGGUGGACGAACUUUGGAGUGUCCCUCUUUUUUAGCAGGAGGAGUUCUUAAAACCAACCUGACGAAUUCAGUCAGAACAGACUUGUAUCCAACAAAAACACACCUGAAGAGAAGUGCACGAGACUGUGGAAAGACACCAGUUAUUCCAUCAUGGAAACUCGAAGAGAAGCAGAAAACCCCCCUAAUAAUAAUAAUGGCCAGCUGAUUUCUGUGCCUCACAAAGACACGAUCCGUCUGCUGGAGGUCUAUGUCAAACGAAGCCUCAGCCUAAACGAAGGUUCCUCCAACUUUAAACGCACCGGAAAGAAAGAGAAAUGGGUGACGAUGCCCAAAAGGCACAGACGGCACUCGAGUGACCCGUCCAUUCACUUGACAGAAGGAUUAAACGUUGAGGAAAUUGGUCCAUUUUCUGUGAUUGAACCUCAUCCAGAGCAGCCCUUAAACAUCCCUGAAGAGAAAGAGAAGGAGCAGGAGAAGGCGCAGGAGAAAGAGAAGGAGAAAGAGAAGGAGAAAGCAAAAAAAAAGAGAAAGAAGAAAAAGAAGCCCUCAUUGUGGAAAAGUUUUUUAAGUUUGUUCUCUCAGAAGGAUAGCGAUGACAAAGAUGAUGAGCAGGACAGUCCUUCAGAUACACCUGAGGCCUGUCAGGAGGAGGAGGCCUUCGACCCUCCUGCCCAGUGUCUGCCCAUGCCUCCAGCCUCUGCACCCAAGACCAGGUCUAUGAGAAGGAAAUCCAUUAGAAGACGGCUCUCCAAAAGGGGACUGUCUUUUAUAAAACAGUCUAAGCCUGGUAGAGACUUUAACUCAGCUGACAUCACUGGAGUUGAAGCUGUGGUGAGUGUUGAACCAACGUACUCAUACUACGAAAAAGUGACAGAGGAACUGGAAAAAAUUGUGCAUGAGGUCAAAGAAAAAGAGGAAGUUAAACCUCUCUCAGAUGAGGAAGUAAUCAACAGGAUCAUUGCUUUGACGAAGGAGGAGGGUGAUGCCAUCGACGGCAAGUUAAAGGAUAAUCCCACCUUGAGUAACUUCUUCCAGCAGAUGACAUAUUCAUCCUUCCAGAAGUUGGCUGAUGCCUAUUUGGAGAAAGAGGCAGCACCGAUCCAGAAUCCUCCCACGGUCCUACCAACAGCCCCUGAGCUGGUCAAACUGGCCUUUACUCUGGACUUCACUGCCAGAAUAGCUGGUCUCUCUAGGCAGAACAUAGGUCACAUUACUGGACUGGGGAACCGGUAUCUACAGGACAGAUUUGAAUACAAACAGGCAUGUACUGAUCAUCCAUGGUCUGACAGUGAUGACUGAAGUGCAGCCAAGCAAAAUGAAACGACUCCUGCAAGUGAAAACUUCACUCAACUCAAGGAUGUGUCGCAAGUUGUCAAGUUCCGCCUUGAAGACGAUUUUUAAAAGGCAGCCUUGCACAAUUUCUUCAGUGGUCAACCUGCUGCAGAAUGUUCUCAGUUUCAUUUAUUAUUUACUACUAAAGAAUACUUAUGUGUUAUGUGUGAUUGUGCUGCUGCACCAGUCAGAUGGCUUUGAUUGAGUGGAAUUUUUAUAAUGGUUUUAUAAUGGAAGGUUUUAGAACUCUUAGUGUUUAGUGUUGAUGCAGAAUCACACAUUCUGCAGCUGGUUCUGCCAUGAAAAAUGUGAUCGUCUUUUUCAAAUCCAUUGUCAUUGGAAACACAAUAACUUAUAAUAACACAAAGGGUAAUGCAAUAAUAAUAAGCUAGAUACCUAUGUGCAAUGUUUUUUGUUUUUGUUACUUUUCUAGCAUUUAGAAAUAAGUAAAACUUUAUUUAAUGGAAGCUCAACCAAAAUGUGAUGCAAAUGAUGUUUGUUUUUGAGUGCUGGCAUUCAUAAAACAUCUUUAAAUAAAUAUAUAUUUAAUUCAGUG
Messenger RNA from Sphaeramia orbicularis (orbiculate cardinalfish), 2034 nucleotides. Its product is annotated as E3 ubiquitin-protein ligase BRE1A-like. NCBI's taxonomy places the organism in Eukaryota, Metazoa, Chordata, Actinopteri, Kurtiformes, Apogonidae. Bases 297 to 1445 code for a protein of 382 amino acids. The record is from RefSeq and is a predicted model, not a curated record. Gene Ontology annotation, biological process: regulation of extrinsic apoptotic signaling pathway. The transcript is spliced from 6 exons.